AUGGAUUAUUUACAUCAUCAUUGGACAAAUAAUAGGCGUCCUUUGAAUAAUACUCCAUCGGGCAGUACAGUUGCCAUUCUAGUAACGGAACAGUUUUCAUGGCGUCGUAGCUCAUAUACGUGCAAUGAUGCAAGCAUCGCUGCACAGAGUCCUAUGAUAGGAGAUCAGGGCUCGCUUACUGUCGUUUCUGGCACUUACCGUUCUUGGAUUCCUAUGACCACACAAACAUACUGUACUGAUUACAAUAUCAAUCUUGAUGUUAGCUUUGGUGAAAAUUCUCAAACAAAAAUAAUACCAGUCGGCAGUAAUUUUAGUAUUGGUUUCGGUUCUUGUUGUUGGUUAACGAAUCUUGUUGUUGGAGUCGCUGGAAGUUGGUCUAUCGUCAGCCGAAUUAAUACUGCGCUUAGACUAGAUGGAUAUAUAAAUUCCAGUCCUUUUGUUGCCACUCUACCUGUUAUCUAUAAGCAAAUUAAUGUUCAAUAUGUACAUGCUGUUCAGAUGUCCGAUCCUGAUCGAACUGAUGUAUUAAAAUGUCGAUGGUCGAGUAAAACAUUACCAAAUACAAAUUCAUACGAUGAAUGUGGUGGUAUAUGUAAUGGUAUUCCUGGUGCCAUUCUUAACGGAAAUAAUUGCACAAUUACCUUUACACUUCAAAAAGCUAAUACAUAUGCUGUACUUGCUUUACAAAUUGAAGAUUAUUAUAGCAACACAACAACAACACCAAUGAGUUCCACUCCUCUUCAAAUUCUCUUCUAUGGUUAUGCUAGUAUUAGUAGUUGCAGUACUCCACCAAUUAUUAUUGGAAAUCAAACAAAUGGAGAUCCUAUUAUUGCACCUAUUGGUUUGAAUAUUACUGAAAAUGUCAUUGCACACGUAUUUUGCACAGGAACUAGUAUUGUCGAUUUUCUUUCCAGUCGUCCAAGUGGUAUGAGCAAGAGUGCAAUUAUAAAUCAAAAUUCAGGUUUCUAUGAAAUCAAUUUUACUUGGACUCCAUCAGCCAGUCAAAGUGGUCUACAAGGCCUUUGUGUUGCAGCCGUUGAUAAUCUCAAUGUUCAGUCUGAUCAAUGGUGUAUUACAUUCUUAGUUACUACAAUAUCACCAGAAGUUACUGGACCUACAAUCGUUCAAGAAACUGUUGCAUUAGUCGAUACUAACUCCACUGUUCAAGAUGAAACAAUACCAACAAUACUGAUCACAACGUCAACAAUACCAAUCACAACGCAAAUUAUACAAGGAUGUUUUUCGCCAACAGUGACACUUAUUCCUGGUUCAUCAACAUUAUUAACACCAAUUGAAUUUCAACGAAGUAGAGAUUUUUACAUCGUUUCAGUUGUUGAGUUUAAUUGUGCCGAUUCAUUAUUAAUCAAUACUCAGUGGAAAAUAAAAAGUUGCAAUACGAGUUGUUCAAAUGAAAUUCAAGUCGGAUCAUCAAUCAUAACAACAUCAAGUGAAUUAUAUAUUCCAGAACAAACAUUUCCACUUGGUAUAUAUGAAUUAGAAUUAACUGUCAAAAUAAUUAACAUGUCAAAUUUAACUACAACAACAUCGGUCUAUGUUGAAAUAAUUCCAACAUUAAUAAAAGUAAAUUUAAUUCAAUAUGCAACAUCGAUGAUCACAUAUGGAUAUGAAGACAAUCUUGUAAUAGAUCCUGGAACAUAUUCAGUUGACCCAGACGAAGAUACAUUCAAUACUGCUAAUUGGAAAUAUGAAUACUUUUGUCGUAUAUAUGGCCAAUAUACUUUUCCAAAUUUGAAUGGUACUUUAUUAACAAUUGAUGAUUUACGAAACGAUUCAUCGAAUCCAUCAUGUUUAACAAAUAGAUUGGGUUGGGAAUUUAAUAAUUCAAUAAAUUCAUCAAUAACUAUUUUAUCUCAUUCUCUUCAACCCAAUCAAACAUAUCAAUUUAUGGUUCAAUUAAUAAAUCGUCGAAAUUCAUCAAUUCAAUCAACUGGUUAUCUAUUUGUUCAAAUCGUAGAUAAUCAUCCGGAUACAAUUCUUAUUGGUUGUGUUAUUCCAACAGCAUGUGAAACAUAUACAGAAUUUCAACGUGUUAAUCCAACAACACAAGUUGCUUUAUUUUCUGUAUGUAGUGGAAACUGUACAACAAUACAAAAUAUAAAAUGGAAUAUUUAUUCUGGCCAAGUCAAUUCGUCUUUGAAAAUUACUAAAUGGACUUUAUUUAAUCAAACAACUAUGUAUGAAAAUAUUUGGUUUUUUGGUAUAAAUACAAGUAAUUUAACAGUAACCGAUGAAUUAUUUCUUGCAAAUGCGCAAAUAAAUCAUUGGCGAUUUGAAGUUGUUUAUGAAUUUGUAACUGAGAAAAGUUUAAGUUCAUUAAAUUUUGUAACAAACCUAGCACCAAAUUAUGGUUUAUGUUCAAUUAGUCCACUUUCUGGUACAACAAGUACUUUAUUUGAUAUAUCAUGUAUAGAUUGGGUUGAUAAUGAUGCAAUUAAAGAUUGGACUGUUUAUGCUUGGACAAAUGAUCUAUCAGAAAGAACCAUUAUUGCUUAUUCAACAAUGUCAACAUUUCAAAUUCGUUUACCAUUUGGAGAUAAUCAAACAUCAUUAAUUCAUUUAAUUAUGUAUGUUCGAGAUAUAUAUGAUAGUACUAUGGAAUAUAAUAUGUCAUCUGUCACUGUUAUACCAGAUUCGAUAACUAUAAAUAAUUUUAUUAAUGAUAUUCAAAAUUCAUCAAGUAAAAUUUUAACAAAUCCAAUAUGUCAAUUACUUUAUAGUGGAAAUCAAAAUCUAGUUGGACAAACAAUGAUUUUACUUUCACAAUAUCUUAAUAAUAUUAAUCGUAAAAAUAUUGAAAAAGCCUUUCUAAAUAAUAUUCCAAUUACAAGUAUUUCAAUUUCAUCAUUAGGAAGUCAAAUUUUACAAAACACAUCAAACGUAUCGAAUAAUUCUUUUUUGAGUGAAUACAAUAAAGAAUUAAAUAUUUAUGCAAAUAUUCGAGAAUAUUUAAUUAAUUUUACACAAAAUCUUCCAAUAACAACAUCGAAUAGUAUUAAAUUACAAGCAACAGUAUUAGCACAAAUAACAAAUGAAACUAAUCAAUUAACAAGAACAACUUUAAGUAUUGCAUCAGAUAAAUGUUAUCAAUUAGCAAUUGCUUUGUAUUCAAUGGCGACAAAAAUUUCAUACGAAGAUGCUCAGACUACAGCAGCUCAACUUAUUCAAUGCGCAGCUAAUAUUUUAAGUGCUGUGAAUGGUCCAUUGCAAGGGCGAACAACUGUAUUAGAUUUGGAUUACAAUCGUGCUAAUAAAUUUUCUGAUGAUUACGAUACAGAUUUAGAUUCUGAAUGGUCAAAACUAAUUUUAUUUGCUGAUGGAAAUGAUUUUUCAUGGAAAACAAUUGAAAUAAAUCGAAAUAAAUAUUAUCAAAAAGAAUUAGCGAAUGAAUUAACAAAUCAAAUGAAUGAUUUAAUAUCAUUAUUAAGUUCAUUAUUAAAUAUUUAUUUAAAUAUUAAACAAAGUUCAAUAAUAAAUACAAGUCAAGUAUAUAUGUCAUUAGAAACAAUAUCAGUUGAAGAUCUUUCAAAUCAUUUUAUCAAACAAAUUGAAAAUGGUCAAAUAGAAUUUCCUCAAAAUUUUUAUUUAAAUCAAAAUAAUAUUUCAAAAAUUUCUAUUCGAUCAAUUAUGAAACCACUUGUUUCAUUUAAUAAUUGGACAUCUUCAUUAAUAAGUACAAAUUUAUCAAGAUCAGCAUCAUUUUCAAUUCUUGAUCAAAAUGGAAAUGAAAUUUCUAUAAAAACAACUUCAGCUAAUCCAAUUAAUAUAAUUAUUCCACGUGAUCCAUAUAUGACUAUUUCAUCAAUGAUCUUACAAAAUGUUACAUCGAUAAAUUCCACUCUUGAUAAUCAAUUCUUUCACUUUCAUUAUGUGAAUAUCACAAAUCCUCUACCUAUUUCAGUUCAUUUUGAUAUUCACCCUUUAAAUGUGACUAUUGCUUAUUUAUUUAUUUAUAAAUUUGAUCAAAUACCUUCAGCGGAUGGUUCAAAUAGUGAUGGAUGGACAAUUUUUUGUCCUUCAAAUUUGACAAACGAAAGUCUUUAUACAUAUUUUAUUAAUAAUCAACAAACAUUAAAUCAUCAAUCGAUCGUAUUCGGUCUCCGAGAAUUAAAUUCAACUGAAAUAGAAAAUCUUUGUUCAAAUUCAUCAAUAAAUAUGACUUUACCAAUAAUAAAUCAACCACGUAAUUUCAUAUCAAAUUAUGAAUUGAGAAUUUAUACAUCCGGUUGUUUCUAUUAUGAGAAAAAUAAUCUAUGGCAAUACGAUGGAUUAAUCGUCGGUCCAUUGACUAAUCAUUUUCAAACUCAAUGUUUUUCAAAUCAUUUAACAACAUUUGCUAGUGUAUAUCAAAUCUUACCAACACCAAUUAAUUGGAAAUAUGUUUUUGCUAAUGCUGAUUUUAGCAAAAAUAAAACCAUUUAUUUAACUAUUAUUAUUGUAUCAAUUAUUUACAUUAGCUUGAUGAUUUAUGCACGUUAUAAAGAUAGAAAAGAUAUUGAAAAGUUGGGCGUAACAUUUUUACCUGAUAAUGACAAGAAGGAUCGAUAUUUCUAUCAAAUUCUUAUUUUUACUGGUCAUCGAAAAGAUGCUGGAACAAAAUCAAAAGUUCAUAUUGUAUUAUCGGGUGAUAAGGAUGAAACACGUAUUCGUACAUUAUCCGAUUCUCAUCGACAAAUUUUUCAACGUGGUGGAGUCGAUGCAUUUUUAAUGUCUGUUCCAAAAUCAUUAGGAUUAUUAAAUUAUGCUCGUAUUUGGCAUGAUAAUACAGGUAAUGGUUCAUCAUCAUCAUGGUUUUUAAAAUAUAUAAUUGUACGUGAUUUACAAACAAUGGAAAAAUUUCAUUUUAUUUCACAACGUUGGUUUGCAGUUGAAAAAGAUGAUGGAAAGAUUGAACGUAUUUUACCUGUUGCUGGUGAUAUUGAAAAACAAGCAUUUUCAUAUAUGGUAUCAAAAAAUGCAUAUCAUAGUGUAUCGGAUGGUCAUUUAUGGUUUUCAAUAUUUUCUCGUCCACCAUCAAAUCAAUUUACACGUGUUCAACGAUGUACAUGUUGUUUUGUUUUAUUUUUUAUUUCAAUGUUUUUAAAUAUAAUGUAUUAUGAUUUAUCAACGGAAUCAAAAACAAAUAAUUCAACAAGUACGGCUAGUUUAUCUUUUGGCUCGUUUUAUCUUAAUUCUCAACAAGUAAUUAUUGGUAUAAUUGUUGAAUUAUUUGCAUUAAUUCCAAGUCUUUUACUUGUACAAUUAUUUCGACGUGUUCAACCUCGUAAAAAACAACUUUCACCAUUACAACAAGUUUUAAAUAAAAUCAAACCAGAUACAGAAAUUCAAAAUCAAACUGAACAAAAGACAACUAAGAAAAGAUCUUCACUAUCAUUUCCUUGGUGGUGUAUAUUUAUUGCAUAUGGAUUUUGUAUAAUAUUAGUUAGUGUUUCAAUUAUUUUUAUAAUUGCUCGUGGUAUUGAAUUUGGUGAUGAAAAAACUCAAAAAUGGUUAAUAUCAAUUCUAAGUGGAUUUUUCUCUUCGGUUCUUUUAACACAACCAUUGAAAAUAAUAGCGUUAGCAAUGUUCUUUGCUUUUUUCUGUCGAAAAUCAAAUGAUGAUAAACAAGCAAAUGAAUUUUUGGAUGAUAAUCAACUUGAUUUAGAUAAUGAUGAAGAAUAUCUUCAUCCAAUUAAGAAGCAUUCUCCAGUUGUUUGUCAAUCUUCACCUCGUGUAAAUCGCUUGAAUAAAGCUGAACUUAUUCAUGCUCGUAAACAACGUUUAAAUGAAAUUCAAAUGUGGUCAAUUCUUCGAGAAGUAUCAAUUUAUUUAUGUUUUAUAAUUACACUUUAUCUUAUAAUUUAUUCAAAUCGUGAUUUAAAUUCAUAUCUUCAAGUUAAUCAUUUACAAAAAUAUCUUUCAAAUUCAAGACAAACUGAUUGUGAUUUUACAAAAAUUACAACAAUAGAUCAAUAUUGGAAUUGGUUAGAGAAUAGUUUUGUUGAAAAUAUUCGUGCUCAAAAAUGGUAUAAUAAUGAACCACCUAGAAAUUUAAGUGGUUUUAUUAAUGAUAAAUCCAAUCGAUUCAUUGGUUGGGCAACUAUCAGACAAUUACGCAUUAAAUCAACAUUAUGUGAUGUUAAAAAUCAAGUUACUUCAACAUGUGAAUAUGAUUAUAGUCUCUUUAAUGAAGACAAAUAUUCAUAUAAACCAGGAUGGACAAAUGAGACAACACAAAACUAUAGUUCAACAAUUAUGCAAUCAUUUCAAUAUUCAACAAGUGAAAAUUUAGAUACAUAUGUAUACGUUGGAGAACAUGGAACUUAUAGUGGAAAUGGUUAUGUAUAUGAAUUUCGUGGUAUUUUAUCAGAACUUCAAAGUAAUUUAUCUUUACUCCAUCAAUUAGAAUGGAUUAAUAAUCAAACACGAGCUGUUAUUAUUCAAUUAACUCUAUAUAAUCCAAAUGUUCAAUUAUUUACUUCUGCUACACUUCUUGCAGAAUUUUUAUCAUCAACUGGAGUAUUUACAACUGCUCGUUUUGAACCAAUGAAUUUCUACACAUUUACAUCAGUAAUUCAAUUAGUUUCAAUAAUUAUUUAUAUGAUAAUAGUCAUGUAUUUUUUAUGGAGAGAAGUUCGAUUACUAUUAAAAUUGAAAUGGAAAUAUUUUCAUGGAUUUUGGUCUUAUAUUGACAUUGGUAUAAUAGCAUGUUCAUGGACUGGUAUUGGUAUUUAUAUUUGGCGAUAUAAUGAAUCAAAACGUAUUGGAAAAUUAUUUAAUGAAACAAAUGGAUAUGUUUAUAUAAAUUUACAAUUAGCAACAUAUGUUAAUGAUAUUUUAAUGUAUUUGUAUGGAUUUUGUUCGUUUUUUGGUACAAUUAAAUUGGUUAAACUAUGUCGUUUUAAUCGACGUCUUUGUUUAUUUAUUGAAACAUUAAAAUAUUGUGGCAGAGCAUUAUUAGGAUUUUUAAUGAUAUUCCUAAUAAUAUUUUUUUCAUUUGUUUGUCUGUUUUACUUAUUAUUUAUUGCAAAACUUGGAUCAUGUUCAACUUUAUUAAAAACAAUACAAAUGUUAUUUGAAACGAUCUUAAUGAAAUUUGAUGCCCAUGAAUUAGUUGAAGCUGGAGGAUUUCUUGGUCCAUUUUCUUUCACUUUAUUUAUUAUUAUCGUUGUUUUUAUUUGUCUAAGUAUGUUUAUUUCAAUAAUUAACGAUGGUUUUUGUCAUGUUAGAGAAAAUAUUCCAAGUGACAAAGAUGAUAUAUUUUUAUUUAUGAAAAAAAGAUUUCAAUGUUGGAUAGGAUGGAAAAAAUCUAUGAACGAAGAACAAGUAAGUACAAUAACGCAUUUGGAAAAUAUGAAUCCAAUGGAACGUUUUCCACACAAAAUUGAUGAAUUAUUGGAUGCAAUUAAUCGAUUUUCAUCGAUUAAGGCAACAAUGGCUGAUAGAGAUUUGACAUAUUUGCCAUCUCGUCAGGCAGUGAACCAUGUUAAAAUGAAUGUAAGAGAACUUCGAGUUGUUGAAUCAAAAAAGUCGAAUGCAACAUUUUGGACAAGAAAAAAACGUUACAUUGCUGCAGCAACCAUAGGUGCUUGUGUUGCUGGUGUUCUCAUAGCAGUUGGUGUAUUGAUACCAACGUUAGUGAAAAAAGGCGAAGAAACAGGUGCAUUAUUUAAUCAUAGAAAAUCAUUAUAUCGAAAAAUGAAACUAAGAAACCCUUUAGUUUGA
Adineta steineri is the source of this 7722-nucleotide messenger RNA. The record is from the annotation of a GenBank genome assembly. Lineage: Eukaryota; Metazoa; Rotifera; Eurotatoria; Adinetida; Adinetidae.